AGCUUGAAGCUUGUAUUAUAGCUAGAUUUCUUAGCAACAUUAAUACGUACAAAACACAAAUUAAAUAUGGCCGACAAACCAAAACGUCCACUAUCUGCGUACAUGAUAUGGCUGAGCAGCGUACGCGAGUCCAUCAAGCGGGAGAAUCCUGGCAUUAAAGUUACUGAGGUGGCGAAGCGCGGUGGCGAACUCUGGCGCGGACUGCGGGACAAGUCUGAGUGGGAGGCAAAGGCAGCCAAGGCCAAGGAAGAUUACAAUCGUGCCAUGCAAGAGUUUAAGGCGAAUGGUGGCGACAACGCAGGCUACCGUGGUGGUGCCAGGAAGCGCGCAAAGCCAGCAAAGAAACCAGCAAAGAAACAAUCGAAAAGGAGCAAGAAGUCUGAGUCUGAUGACGAUGAGGAGGACGAGAGCGAGUAACUUAACAACAGUGGACCUGUCAAUCGUCGUCAGAUGUAUUUCUCUACUCCAAAUUAAACACCUACCCGGUCAUAGUACCCCCAUCAAAUAGUCUACAAAAAUCAUUAAACGACAACAAAGAUCCGAUCAAAAAUUGCGUUAGUGUGGGCUUCAACUGCCGCCUUCAGCAAAAUCCUCGCCACACAACACAAAAAACAAAAAUAAAUUGUAUUUAAAUAUUAGUA
Molecule: messenger RNA, 641 nt
Organism: Scaptodrosophila lebanonensis
Lineage: Eukaryota; Metazoa; Arthropoda; Insecta; Diptera; Drosophilidae
Product: high mobility group protein D-like
Exons: 1
Coding region: 67-417 (116 amino acids)
Molecular function (GO): transcription cis-regulatory region binding
Source: RefSeq, a predicted model, not a curated record